Schizophyllum commune H4-8 is the source of this 2277-nucleotide messenger RNA. RefSeq names its product pyruvate decarboxylase. The transcript has 7 exons. The record is from RefSeq and is a predicted model, not a curated record. NCBI's taxonomy places the organism in Eukaryota, Fungi, Basidiomycota, Agaricomycetes, Agaricales, Schizophyllaceae. Bases 356 to 2149 code for a protein of 597 amino acids. Gene Ontology annotation, molecular function: thiamine pyrophosphate binding; carboxy-lyase activity; magnesium ion binding.
CUCUCGGUCCAGCCUGAGGGCGCUCCUCGACCGCCCUCGGACCGUCGGGAAAAGCUCUUUGAAAGGUACGCACCGCACGCGGGCGGGCUGGAUCCACCAACGCGCAUACGCGCGCCGCCGGACUAUGUCGGGCGCAGGCCGAUCGAGGCCCGCCCGACCCCUUCCUUUGCCAAUCACGUCCGUCGGGCGCGCCCAGUGCGCAUGCGUGACAUUAGGCUCCACAUCGAUGUCGCGGGCAGCGCAGAGAGUAUAUAAGCCAUGUCGCAGAGCAGACCACCCUAUCCGCAUCACUUGCAACCGCCACAGCAGCUUCCUCUAGAGUCUUCCCACUCUACAGCUCUCCUAAUCGUUCGACAUGUCUGAGCAGACCGUCGCCAACACCCGGGCCCAGAUGGACCGCCUUCAGCUCGAGGUCAGCGAGCUCAAGGGCCAGAAGGGCGUCGAGGACAUCACCGUCGGCGACUACCUGCUCGCGCGUCUCGACCAGCUCCAGGUGACGAACAUGUUCGGUCUUCCUGGAGACUUCAACCUCGGCUUCCUCGAUCUUGUCGAGGACCACCCCAACAUCCACUGGGUUGGUAACUGCAACGAGCUUAACGCUUCGUACGCCGCCGACGGCUACGCUCGCGUCAAGCCCGGCUCCAUGGGUGUCCUGCUCACGACCUUCGGUGUCGGUGAGCUCUCCGCCGUCAACGGCAUUGCCGGCUCCUAUGCCGAGAUGGUCCCCAUCCUCCACAUCGUCGGUGCCCCGUCCACGUCGCAGCAGCUCUCGAAGCCCCUCCUCCACCACACGCUCGGUGAUGCGCGCUACGAGGCCUACGCCCGUGCCUACGAGCAGUUCACCUGCUGCCAGAAGUACCUCAUGAACAAGGAGACCGCCGCCGCCGAGAUCGACCACCUCCUCACCGAGAUCCUCGUCAAGGCCCGCCCCGGCUACAUGACCCUCCCCACCAACCUCGUCUUCGAAAAGAUCUCCUCCGAGCGCCUCCGCACUCCCCUCUCUGGCCUGCCGCCCCCGAACGACCCGGAGGUUGAGGCCCACGUCAUCGAGGAGAUCGUCGCCAAGGUGAAGGCCGCCAACGGCGGUGUCGCCGUUCUCGUCGAUGCCUGCGCUGUCCGCCACGACGUCGUUGCCGAGCUCAAGGAGCUCAUCGAGAAGACCCACCUUCCGGUUUACUCGACGCCCAUGGGCAAGACCGUGAUCCCCGAGAACUACGACCGCUACGGUGGUAUCUACAUCGGCUCGAUCUCGCGCCCUGAGAUCCGCGAGAAGCUCGAGGCCGCGAGCCUCGUCCUCUCCAUCGGUGGCCUCCGCUCCGACUACAACUCCGGCAACUUCACCUACAACUUCCCCGUCUCCCACACCAUCGAGCUCCACUCCGACCACACCAAGAUCGCCUACGCGCAGUACCCGGCCAUCGGCAUGAAGCAGCUCAUCCCCAAGCUGACUGCCAAGCUCGAGGCUUUCGCGGCGGCACAGCAGGCGAUCGCUGUCCCCAAGUUCAACGCCGUCUUCCCCAAGGAGGACACGGAGAUCAUCUCCCAGGCCUGGUUCUGGCCGACAAUGAGCGAGUUCUUCAAGCCGCACGAUGUCAUCAUCGCCGAGACUGGUACUGCCAGCUUCGGUAUCACCAACGUCCCCUUCCCGCCAGAGUCCGUCUUCAUCGCCCAGAUCUUCUGGGGCUCCAUCGGCUACUCCGUCGGCUCUACGCUCGGCGCUGCCCUCGCCGCGCGCGACCGCAAGCUCGGCCGUACUAUCCUCUUCGUCGGUGACGGUUCUCUGCAACUCACCGUCCAGGAGCUCUCGACCAUGCUCCGCAUGGAGUUGAAGCCGAUCGUCUUCGUCCUUAACAACAACGGCUACACCAUCGAGCGCUGGCUGCACGGCAAGGAGCGCAAGUACAACGACAUCUUCCCCUGGGCAUGGGCCGACCUCCUCAAGGUCCUCGGUGACAAGGAGGAGAAGCGCUCGACAUCGUACACCGUCAACAACAAGAAGGAGCUCUCCGCCCUUCUCGCCGACGAGACCUUCUUGCGCGCAGACAAGAUGCAGCUCGUCGAGGUGAUGAUGGACCAGUUCGACGCCCCGAUCACGCUCGUCAACCAGGCUGAGCUCUCGGGCAAGACGAACGCGUACGUGCCAAAGUAAAAGGUCUCCUGUUGUUGUAUGAUUUAGAUGGGUAUUUGUGCAUGGUAAUCGGGACGAUAGACAUAGAAAUGUACCACCACGAGUAAUUUAUGUACAGUUAGAACGGCCACAACUUCAUUCUUCCUCUC